CCCUCUCCUCAUCAUGAGUUGGGGUGCCCGACUCACCGCCUGCCCCCAGGAGCCUGCUUUCUUCCCCAAGGACAGUCCACCCAUGUCCCAAUCCCACCGGCUGUCCUGGAAGGACUUGCUGAGAUAAUUUUAUCAGGUGCUAUUUUGGGAGCACAUACUUUAUUCUGAUGGAGCAAAUGCUGCAGAGAACUGGAUGCCGGCACAUGGGACCCAGGGGCUGGGCCACUUUUAGCCCCUGGUCACAUGAGGGAGAUCAUCAGCCUGCCCAGAAUACAAAAGGAUUUUCCCUUCUUCACAGAGCUGAUAAUUUGAGGGUCGAUAUUCCUGGCAACUUUCUGCAUUAGGAGCUGGUCUAAAUCAAAUCUUGAUGUUCUCAUAAAGGUUAAGUGCAGAUGAGAGUGACCGGGCGGCUGAAGGCGGGGCCGUCGGGGGCCUGCUGGGCGCCUGGAUGACGAGUGGGCAGUUCAAGCCGGUCCCUCAGAUCCUGAUGGAGCUGCCUCGCUCCGAGCAGCAGAAGCUCGUCGACAAAGCCACAGCCAUCGUCAGGCACCUGGAGUGGACGGACGCCGUGCAACUGGUCACGCUGGUCAUGGGCAGCGAGGUCCUGCAGCAGCAGCUUCUGGCCAUGCUGGUGAACUACGUCAACAAGGAGCUGCGGGCAGAGAUUAAAUACGGGGACUAGGUCGCUGCUGCCCACGAGAGGGGCCCCUGGGAGUGCUGCAGGGAAUGCUGUGAAGGACCCCCUGAGAAGCCCAUCCAGCGGCAGUGUCCCCCAGCUGCAGCGCCCUGCGUGCUGCCCGUGUUCCUGAGAAGCCGAGUGUGCGAGCGCCUCACUGCUUGCCCGCAGCCCUGACCAUGGGACCAUGGGCAGCAGAGCCUCCCUCACACGAUGACUCUUGCCCGGCACCUGUGGCACGACUGGUUCCCUGCGGGGUCCAGGCGCUCAGGGCAGGGACAGCCCAUGCUGCCCUCAUGCUUACCUCCCUGGUCACCCCUUCCCUCAUCUGGGGACUUCUGAGUGGGCUGGGGGUGGGCAGAGGCAGGGGGCUUGAUGAGGGGCAGGUGUGCUCACCUGUUCUCCCAUGCCUGCCCUGGGGGAAUCCCGCCCACCAUGAGAAGCCAGGGUACUUCUUGAAUUAUACCAUGCAAAUUAAAUCUGUUCCGUAUGAA
Molecule: messenger RNA, 1170 nt
Organism: Echinops telfairi (small Madagascar hedgehog)
Lineage: Eukaryota; Metazoa; Chordata; Mammalia; Afrosoricida; Tenrecidae
Gene: CUNH19orf12
Product: chromosome unknown C19orf12 homolog
Exons: 2
Coding region: 449-682 (77 amino acids)
Source: RefSeq, a predicted model, not a curated record